AGCUACUCGAAUCAGAUCGCAAGACUUAGUGCUCGUGCCGAAAAAGAUCGGAUUGUUGCACGCUGCUGAGUAUGGCGAAACAUAGUAUUUUUGACUUUCAAUCGCCCGAUGCUGACCUAAAAGACGAUGUCCUAAGGAGCCGACUGUUCGAAAUUUUAAGAAAAUAUGCCAGUGGUCCUGUUAUAUCAACUGAACUGGAAGAUGGCAAGAGCUGUUUGUUUAUCUUCGUUGGAGAAAAUGGGGGGUAAGGAAAGUAAACUAUAUAAACUUUCAGGAAGUUGGGUUAAACUGCAGAAUGCCGGGUUAUGAAGCUUACCCUUGGCAUAGAUUCCUCUUCGUGGAGUUUUAAUCACUGUAACUAAAGAAUCGGUCGCAUGGGCUUGGUGUGUGUGAUCCUGAAUGUCUUGGUUGGUCGCGCGAUGAACAAACACUUUGCAAAAUUGGUGGAAGGGGGCCGUGGGGAGAAGGGGAAUAGGUAAAAAUCAUAGUAGGAGGAUACCUAAGUGCAAUAGUUAAGUUAUUAAAUAAAGUCCCUCUAUGUCUAAAAGUGAGUGACAAAAACGAAUCAUUCUGACCAAAGCCAAAGCGUGCCUAAUCAACCAUGUCCUAGAGUGUUACUCGAGCUGACAUAAUUUAAAGGACAACUCGUGCAUUAAAUUAAAUGUUAUUCGCAAAAUUAGGUUGGCUUUCUAUAUUGAAGAUAUCUUUUGCACAAGAAAACUAUCCCUAUUUUUUAAAUCUCUAAUGGUCAUUGACUGGAAUAUUUUUCCUUUUAUAUGCUAUCAAUGUCAAGGGUAGUAAUGGACACAUUAAAAAGCCUCAAAAAGGAACUAUGAUCUUAUCACUUCUAAGAGCAGGAAAAUUUCAGAACGUUCCAUUCCAGUGCUUCCAGUUCCUAGGAGAUAUCACUUCGCUGAAGAGGUUUUUAUGAGGCAUCCAAAGAACUAUGAUACUGAAAAUUGCUACUGCUGAACAUUUUGACAUUGACUUAAAUUUCCUCUUUCUUUUCUCAUUAUAACUUGUAUUUAUUAACAGUUUAUUUUACUUAAUUUUUAGACCAGGUUAGGAAGGACCAUCAUGUGAACUUAACUGACUUAACCAUCUGUUAUAAAUGUCACUCAUUGUUUAAAAUGUUAUUAAUAUUAUUUAUUUACUUAGUGGGCUUGUUUUUUGGAACACAAAACAUACCAUUAAUAUUUCAGUCUAGUUUUUUGGGUUUUCUGAUUUUCAUAUAUUACAUUAAACUUAUAUUUUCCCAAUAUUUUUAUUUUCUAUAGACAUUGGAUUCUGCGAAGUUACUCCACCGGUUUGAUAACCUUGGAUGUAAUGCAAUGUGGGAAAGAAGAAAUAUUGUCUAAGGAUGUAAGAUUUUAUCACAUGAUCUGUUCAAUCUUCAGCUAAGAAUAAAUGAAUAUUUUUCAACUAAGUAAGUCUUGACCCACUAAGUCACUGUGUUACUGGGUUGCUUCGCACCUUUACACCCUAACACCAAUAUUUAUAAUUUCUCUGUACUGUUCUCUAUACAUUUCCCAUGGUGCUUACAAGGAGAAUUUGGCUAACAAUCAAGAGCUUCUUUACAAUUUGGUGAUCAUUUCCUUUAUUCUUGUGAUCUUAGUGUUUGAUUCAAGGGUUAUAAUGUAAGGGUGACCAUGUAAGGAGAAUUUAGAAGUCAAUCACUCCAAGGAAUAAGGUUUGAAUAAACUCCCAUCUCUAGUAGAACUGUACUUACAAAGGUAAUCCUUUUUUUCCCUUUUCUGGAAGAAAUCUUGUAAAGGUUCAUUAGGUGAUGAUGUUUAAUGCCACAUUCUUUCUCUGACAAGAAGGACAAUUUUUGACACAAAAUGUGAUGUUUGAUGAACUGACUUUUGUGAAGUAUACCAAAUAUGCUCACUACUGACUAGGGGUGUAGGAAAUUCAAUGCCACUUGCAUGUACAUGUAGUUUAGUCUUUGGAAAUAAUUUAUGAGUGCCUUCUAUAUUAGUCAACAUGAUAAACAUUCUUUAAACAUCUCAGGUGUUCAUGAUCUUCCAAGUUGGAGACUAACAUGAAUAUUCUCUUUUAUUUGGAACUUCAGACUUUAAAAAGUAUAGAAAAGGAGAUUUGCAAAGUUCUCUCAGCUGAGAAGUCACUGCAUUUGCCACCGAUAAAUCGAGGAGCUAAAGUGAACACCUAUUAUCCAACUGUAGAUGAUCUUCUAAUCCAGUAUGACUUUGACAGGUACGAAAACCUAAUUACAGUGCUCAGUUAGGGAUGGUGGCUGGAAUUUGUAAUGUGGAGUAUAUCACUUUUGACUACAUCUUCCACAAAUUGAUUAUACUGCUACACCCUGCAUUAUGAUUCAAUGAAAAGUGGGAAAAGCAUUAAAAAUAUAUGGAGAAGGGAAAAAAAGGCAGAGCAGGCUGCUUGUAAAAGAGUUUCUUAUGGUGUUCUAAUUUUAAGAGAUUUGUUCUAGUUUAUGAUAUAAAUUAGAUUUUUAAAAUGUAAUCUUAGUUUCAAAAUAUUAUUAUUUUUAUUUUGAUACUGGGCCUUUAUGGAUACCAGCCUUCUCAAACUGAUUGAUAAGAAAUUAUUUUUUUUAGUUUCUAAUGUAUUCCUUUCCUUUUUGAUUUAGAUUAGAAUUUGAAACCAAUUCUCCCUACCAAAACAUCAAAAUUCUUCACUCCCAGCAGUUUGGGAAUAUACUUAUUCUAGAUGAUGACAUAAGUAAGUAUUUUAGACCUGCAAACUAUUGCUUUAAAGCUUUGGUUGCAGCUCUCUUUGUAAUCAUACAAAAUCAUUAUUUCAAGGGAUGAUCUGACAACUCUCUAGGCACACAUAUAUUGUCAUCAGAUGAAAACAACAUAAAACAGGGAAACAUUAUUGACAGAAGAAAAUACUCAACUUGCUCUUACAUUGUACACAGAAUUGUGAUGACCAUUAAUAAUACUAGCUUCUUUGCCCAGAUCUUGCUGAAAGUGACUUCAUCUAUACUAAGACAAUAACAGGAAGUGGCAGAGAAGUCUUUAAGGACAAAACCAUUCUUAUUCUUGGGGGAGGGGAUGGUGGAAUUCUAAAUGAACUCCUGCAAUGCUCCCCUGAGUUUGUCACAAUGGUUGAUGUAUCCUUUGAGUAAUCCAAGCAACUUUGUAAAUUGUAUUUUGUAAUUUUUUUUCUUAUUAGGAAACAUGUUUUCCCUGUAGGGAAGUUCCAAAACAAGCAUGUUGCUUUCUUUUCUUUCUAAACUGUUACACCAUGAAUGCAGCUGAUUAACAUUUUUUCCCAAUAUUUUUAUAAUAAAUUAGGGGUGCAGCUUUGGCCACAAGAACAUCUGAAAAAUGUGCUACAAUUUGCUUGAAUUAACAUUAUUGAUCUGAAAUUUUUAAGUGUGCUUAGCAAACAACUAGGAACUUCAUAAAAAAGUAUAAAUCAACAAUCAGAAAUUUUUAAGUCUGUAUAGCAAACAACUAGGAACUUCAUAAAAAUAUACAACAAUAGAAAUUAUAUGUACAGUUUUAAGCUGUUAGUUCAUGUGUCUAAGCUGGCUGCAUCAACAGGAAAUUUUCAAUUUGCUUAAAGUUGUACUACCAUAUGCUUGAUCCUUAAUUUAUCCAUUUUUUAAACUAUGUAAGAUUGAUGAAGAUGUGAUAAACUGUGCUAUAAAGUAUUUACGAGGGAUAUGUGGAAAUGCUUUAGACAAUCUCUCUGGUGAACAUCACAAGGUUUGUUGCACCACAGGUUGAGCUUAGAAAUUUAUAUAAUUCAUGAGGCCAUUUGUGGUACUUACUACCAUUUCAAGAAAUAGUGUUUGACAUGAGGAGGACUCAGCCUCAUCCUAUUGUCCCGUGCUAAUUUUCUUCAGAAAUUAUCUUUUUUUGUCUUCAGUACACCCUUCUUGUGCCGCCUUGAAUGGAUUUGGGCCCAGUUUUAUAAAGGGUAGAUAAUGCUACCCAACCAAUAAAUUGCUAUCCGGCAGAUAAGUGAUGGCAAAAGGUAUAGUGUUAUCCACCGGAUAGAGGUUUAUCCUUUGGAUGGAGUUAUCUGACCUUCAAACAACUAGGGCCUGAGGAAUAAUGUGUAUAAAUUUGGUUUUGGACAUGUGAUGUGCUUUGUAAACAGAAUGGUCUCAUCUCAAUGACACUAAUAGUGGUCCAAUUAACUUCUAAAAUCACAAACUCAAAGUUAAUUAUUAUUCAUAUGUAUUAAUUAUAUACUGAACAGUAGUCAUUAAUGAUGAUAAUUGGUCAUUACAUUUUCAUAGGUACACAUUGGUGAUUGCGUGAAAUAUUUAGAGCAGUGUAUAGAGGAAGGCAGAACAUUUGAUUAUGUCAUCAAUGAUUUGACAGCAAUUCCUGUCACCAAGGAGCCAAUAGGUAUGCUAAGAAUAAGGGAAUCUUAUUUCUUUCUUGGUUACACUUGUUGAGUAAAUGGCUAAGCUGGUCACAGUCUCUUUUGAGAAAGAAUGUGUCUUAACCUUUUUUUCUUAACCCUUUAACACCCUGUAGUGAUUGGCUUCUUAUUUCUCCCCAUAGUAUCACCCUUAAAUCAUAUGUAAAGAUCACGAGAAUUAUGGAAAUGAUCACCUACUUAAGAAGCUCCUGAUCGUCAAACAAAUUCUCCUUGUCAUUGCCACUGUAAAUGUGGAAAGAUCAGUGUGGAGAAUAUGAAUACCUAUGGUAGGGUUUAAUGGAUUGAGAGAUUCACCGUGCUGAUCAAGAGGUCUGAGCAUGAGUGUGGGUAGGGGUUGCUUGGUGCUAAUAGGCAAAGACAUGUUCCUCUCUCACAGGCUCUCUCCACUGGCAAAUUGUUAAAUGGGUCUAUGCACCCAAAAACUGCUCAGUAAACUAACCCAAUGCCAUGGGGUAACUUCUGGACUAGCUAGAUGAGUCGGUCAUCUAUGCAAACUUUCUAUGAAAUGGCAUGUCUAAAAUUUCUUACCUUAGAGGUCUCAAACCUUCUUGUGUAUCUCUGUCUUUAUGAGAAGGAAGGAGCAAAUUUAUUUCAAAAUACUUGGGCACUGGGACUUGACAACAAGCUGCCUUGAUAUUUUGUACUUUGCUUGUUUUCUUUUUAUGGUGUAAUACUGAUAAAUGUUAAGUUGAAGUGUAAAUUUUAGUAAGAGAUCCUAAUGUUUUCAUCUGCUGUUUUGAAAGGUUCCUUGUGGGAAUUCUUAAGACUGAUUCUGGAUAUGUCGAUGAAGGUGCUGUCACCUAGUGGGAAAUAUUUCACCCAGGUUUGUAAAUUUUAUUUUUUUUACAUCAUGAAAUCUGUACUGGUAAUUGUGUGUAUAUCCUCAGGGAAAGCUCUCAGCACUAAAACUAAACCUUGCACUCUUUUGUUUACAUUAGACAUAACUUCUUUGUUGCAUGUACCGUGUGCUUCUUUUUCGUUAAGAAAUAGUAAACGUAACUCAUUGACGGUGGAAUGAGCACCUUCUAGCCUAUUAAUUACGAACCUUGUAAAUAGGAGACAAAUAGCACAAACAGGACACAACGUUGGGUCUAUGAAUUGUAACUUCUUCGGUUACAUUCAUUAACUCUGUAAACCAGAGUAGCAUCAAACCAUUUCAGGAAAAAAGUAGUCAAGACUCAUUACUGCAGCCUCGUUUCUGGGAAGAACAUAGACCCUGGGAACGAGGCUGUCCCAACUGUCAAACCAACUGACUGCUGAAAGAAGAACAGUAGAAGGUUUGAACUCAGAUUAACAGAGAACAAAGAUGCUUAAGUGUCGUUAUGGAAAAUUCAACCCUUGGACCUUGAGACUCUCUUCUACCACCUUUGAAGCAAUUGGUCAUGUUGUAUCUUGCCUAAAGUAAUAUCAUAACGGAAAAUCAGCCCUAUUGUACUUGAAGACUAUAUAUGUAUAUAUAUUUUUUUAUUUCCAGGGUAACAGUUACAAUAAGCCGGAUGCUUUACUAAUGUACGAACAACAGUUAACCAAGCUGUCUUGCCCUGUCCAAUUCAGAAAAGAAGACGUCUUUGUUCCAUCUUACCACGAAAAGUAUCCUUUGAUCAUCUAACUACACCGUUUUUCCCUUGUGUCUUUGACCACAUUUCCAUUGUAGUUUUGCAUUCAUAGUAGGGUUUACAGUUUGGGGUUUUGAUUAAAAAUUAUUGGAACCGUGUGGCCUAUAACUGUCCUUGCUUAUACCCGGUUUCGUUGCCAUGGAGUUACGAGGGUGAUGUUUUAAGCCGAAUAAAGGGGGUAAAUUUCUAAAGAAACUGUGGUGCUGGGUCGGUGGGAGAGUAUAACAAAACAAUUCAGUAUUAUCAACUGAGCUGAUAACGUAAAUUGGCUACCAUUAUAAGAGUUUCAAAGCUGAUGUUUACAGCCUCUGGAAUGGAAUGCUAGUACAUCACAGGUUCAUGUACCCGCCAUGUUUUUUGUCACAUUUCCGUGACGGUUCUCUCGCAUCCAUGUGAACUUUCGGUGUGGAGAAAGACAGGUUGAAGGUGAAGUGUCUAGUGUUAUGUUCAUUUUACCAAAAUGAAAUAACCCAGUUAUUUAAAGUCGUUACAUUUGACUAAGAUAAUAAAGCGUCUUAGUAUGAAGAGCAAUGGCGCGUUGAAAAGGUUGAACAGCAUAGAAACAUCAGAUCCGCUUCAAGGUUUGUAAUUAUGUUCUUAACUCUAUAAAAACCCUAAUAAUCAUGAUAUAUUGGCUCCUUGACUUAUUUGAUCCAGAUGGGUAUUCUACGAAAUAUGGAAGACGAAUGAAAGUACACUCUCAUAAUACCAAUUGUAAACUGAGCUUAAUUGAUGUCUUACUGGAGAUGAAAGUAUCGAAACCAGUUGCAUUUUAGCCGAAAUUAGCUUAGUUUGAGGCACUAAACCGUCAAACGACUAUGUUUAACAAAGAGACCUUGGAACAUAGUUAGGUCAUCGUUUUAAAUAAUUUAUUAUACAACCGUUGUAAUAGAACACGCAUACCCCCACUAAAAUCGUUGGUGUUUAUUGUCAUGAAUAUUAAACAUCAGUCUAUCAGCCCGCUUCUAUGUAGCUACCUACUUUGCGUACAUUUUAGCCUGACUACUUGGCUUAGUUUGUCGUCGUGAAAAGAGAAAGCUUACACCGAGGCAUAGAUGCCGUAAUGAUUUCUCAACGAGCGAACACUCAACUCCCAAUGCCUUGUUGAAGGAACCGAAGCGAGAUAACCUGUGUCUGAUACAACUCCCGCUUGCUACGCAUGGUUAUCUCGAGCCACGAGUAUUUUGAACUUCUGUUUAGGCCAAUUCGUCUUCCUAAACAUUUAUUUGACCCCGUCGAUCAUUUGAGCUUGUUGCUGAUCCCCAUAAGCUUAGAGAAAGCUUCUCAAAUCAAGCCCAAAGGAAAAAUGAACAACAAGGCCCCCAGCUAACCUUUGUCCUAACCGGGAUUAUCUUUGUAAGUAUAAAUAAUUGGUGAGUAGGGCUACCUUCUCCCCAAAUAAAGAAGAAACGAAGACAAAGUAACUUUACAAUUAGCC
Messenger RNA from Pocillopora meandrina, 7440 nucleotides. NCBI's taxonomy places the organism in Eukaryota, Metazoa, Cnidaria, Anthozoa, Scleractinia, Pocilloporidae. The record is from the annotation of a GenBank genome assembly.